AUGAGCUAUUCUUGUACUAACACAGGCAAGAGCCAGGACCCAUCUAGCGCUAAGAAGUCCGGUGGUAAUAAUCCCGGCAGUUGCGGUGGUAGCGGAGAAACCAGCAGCAGCAUCAACAACAGCCACAAUAAUCGCGGUAGCCAGGCGAACGCGAAUCCCAAUUCAGCCGAGGCGAUGAAAGUCAAGGUGGGCUGCAACACGACAGACGUCGGGGUACCAGUUACCACGGAGGAGGAAUUGCAGGCAAACACGAUAAUUACACCCGAGGAUGUAUUGGGUUUACAGAAGAUCACUCAAAACUACCUGUGUGGCCCAGAGGACAAUGUGUACAACAUCGACUUCACAAGAUUUAAGAUCCGGGACAUGGAGACAGGAACAGUCUUGUUUGAGAUCACCAAGCCUCCCUCCUCCAACAAAGCAGACAAGCGAGACGUGGACCCAAACGCUGGGCGUUUUGUACGGUACCAGUUCACCCCUGCGUUCCUGAAACUACGCCAAGUCGGAGCCACUGUGGAGUUCACAGUGGGCGACAUCCCAAUCAAUAACUUCCGCAUGAUCGAGAGGCACUACUUCCGGGAGCAGCUCCUGAAGAGCUUCGACUUUGAGUUUGGGUUCUGCAUCCCCAGCAGCAAGAACACCUGCGAGCACAUCUAUGAGUUCCCUCCAAUCUCCGAGGACACCAUGCGUGAAAUGAUCCUCCACCCUUACGAGACACAAUCGGACAGCUUCUACUUCGUGGACAACAAGCUGGUCAUGCACAACAAAGCAGACUACUCUUACAGCGGGGGACCCUAGACGUCUGUGUGCUGUGUAGGGAUGGGGAUAGGAGGGAGGUCAGCUGGGCAGUCAGGGAAGACCUUAGGACCAAUCAUAUGCCAUGUGUCCACCACCACUCAUUGGCGAGUAUUUCUGUUUCCUCCAUCACUUUGGCUCACUGACUUGCAGUGAAAAAACAAAACAAAACAAAAACAAAAAACAUGCGGCUGUUUUUAUGGUGACCUGGGGCUAAUGACGUAAAACACAACCGCUAGUCACACAUGUACUUGUACAUAUUGGCUCUUUUUAGUCAUCCACUGCCAUAGAUCACUGAACACCAGCAUAUGUUGAAGUUCCUUAUGUGUGGGACUCGCUGUAGUAUGCAAGAUCUAUGUGUGUCUAAGGGCUGAGGAUGGGCUAGUGUUGUCUAUUAGAGUUCUGUGCGUGAGGUACAAUGUAUUGUGACUGGUUCUUUGGUUAAUAUGAAAGUGGAGGUUUCAUCCCAACUUCCCAUUGGAGUAGUUUUUUGAUUUCAAAGAAAAAAAAAACUCUCCUGAUUACUUGAUAUGAAAGUGACUGCGCCACUGUGUGUGUGUGUGUGUGUGUGUGUGUGUGUGUGUGUGUGUACAGUCACACAUGUAUGUGUCUAUGCCUGUGAAUGAGGGGUGCAGAUGUGUGGGUGUUGACCUGAGGGAAGUAUACUGUAUUUUAGUUAUUUUCACCUUCAUCAUGAUUAUCAGCAUCAUUUUCUCAAAAUCAUAGAUAAACAGAACAGUACUCUCAGUAGAAAUGGGAGAAAUUCAAAUGACACAGUAUUUGAUAUACUUGUGUUGCGUUAGGAAUUUUGAUAAGAUGUUUGUCCUUUUUUUGUCAUUUUGACAUGACUUUGUUUUCAAGAAUAGCCUGAUCCAGACUCACAUAAGCAUAAGCACAAUAUUUAAAAGGGAAAAGAGGCAAAAAAGUAUGCUAAGAGAAUGUGAAUAGUCUAUACUCAUGACUAACAUCCACCUUAAACUUGUAAAACCUCUCCAUCUCAAAUAUCUGCAUUGGUGGUAAAAUAUGAUUUCCAUGGUUCUAUAUUUGACAGCAGAAUGGAAGAACUAGACAAAAAAGAAUAAAUAGAUAUAACAACAAGCCUCAAAUCAGACUGAAAUCUGGUUAGAGUUCUCACUUUUUGUACGUCUCUGAUAUAAACAAUGUGACAACCAACUGUUUUAAAAUAUUCCAAAAAAAGAGGUAGGCUUCUAUAUUAAAUAGUGACAUUUCCUGUUAAAAUUUCUCUCUCUCUCUCUCUCUCUCUCUCUCUCUCUCUCUAUCUCUCUCUCUCUUUCCUCCAGUUCCAUCUAUCUAUCUAUCUAUCUAUCUAUCUAUCUCUUACAUUCCAGUGAGUUAGGUCCUUUGUGUCAAUGUACAUAGCCGAAGCUGGUUACAUUGUUUUGUUGUAGCUAUGAACCACUUAAUGUAGUGCAUUGUACAUUAGGAUAACAGUUUGAGAAAAGCAUUUGAGUAAUAGCAUGGGUGUUCUCAAAGACUCAACUCAAACCAUGGAAAUUAAAAUGGAUGAACUUGAAUACUGUUUCUAGUUAAAUGUGUAACAGCAUUAUUUAUUAUUGUGAUUUACUUUACAAUGAUUUUGAGAAACUGAACAUAUGUACAAUUUUGGACAGUUCCAAUGCCAGUCUGGAUUUAAAAAGGAAAUAAAUG
This is a messenger RNA of Alosa sapidissima (American shad), 2460 nucleotides long. It is a transcript of the gene unc119a2, whose product is annotated as unc-119 homolog b (C. elegans). The transcript has 5 exons. Gene Ontology annotation, cellular component: centrosome; intercellular bridge; spindle midzone. The record is from RefSeq and is a predicted model, not a curated record. NCBI's taxonomy places the organism in Eukaryota, Metazoa, Chordata, Actinopteri, Clupeiformes, Clupeidae. Bases 1 to 795 code for a protein of 264 amino acids. Gene Ontology annotation, biological process: negative regulation of caveolin-mediated endocytosis; mitotic cytokinesis; lipoprotein transport. Gene Ontology annotation, molecular function: lipid binding.